UUCAUCUCUAGUUCACAUAUAUUUUAGUUUCAGAAAGAGUUUAAUGAAAAAAGUUGAAAAUUAAGUUUUAUACUUGGUUCAUAAAGAAAGCAGACUCUGAACGACUGAGUUUUCGAAUUUCUAAUUCCUAUAAAUGACGAAAAAAUUUCAGCGAUAUGGAUGAUAAAGCAGCAGCGCCCACUGCCGACGCUGCUACCGAAACGGAGACCGGCAAUGAACUUUCAACGGCCGAUCACACAACAGUCACAAUGGAACCAGUGGCGAGCACAUCUAAGUCAACCAUUACCGAAAUGAAUGAUACUGAAAGACAUACGGCGGCGGCUGCAUCAGCAGAAGCAACAGCACGAGAUGUCUUAAACGUUGAUACGGAACGGUGUUGUUGGAUUUGCUUUGCGACAGAUGAGGAUAAUCGAUUAGCGGCCUGGGUACAGCCUUGCCAGUGUCGCGGCACAACAAAAUGGGUACACCAGAGCUGCCUGUAUCGUUGGAUCGAUGAAAAGACACAGAAGGGCAGUGCUCUUCGCUCUGUAUCCUGCCCGCAAUGCCAAACCGAGUACAUCAUUGUUUUUCCACAAAUGGGCAAAUUAGGUGGUGCCUUGGAAGCCAUGGACACUCUGGUCAAACGUCUUAGUCCGUUUCUGGCAGCUGGUUUCUUUGUCGGCUCUCUAUAUUGGACAGCCGUGACUUAUGGCGCUGUAACUUUCCUCCAGAUCGUUGGUCACGAGCAUGGCAUGUCUAUAAUGGAAGCAGGCGAUCCGCUCAUACUACUCAUUGGUCUGCCCGCAAUACCUGUUGGUCUGGUACUGGGUCGGCUAAUCCGCUGGGAAGAUGCCCUGUUACGUUUGAUACGUAAUCGCGGCACCGUCAUGCGCAAGUUUCCAUUUGUGAAUUUCAUAUAUCCGAACCUCAAUCAGCAGGAGGAGGAGUUGCCCACUUCUACUAAUCCGGCUACACCCGCACUUUCUGAUCCAGUUUCUGCAACGCGCAUAUUUUGCGGAGCUUUGCUGCUGCCUACAAUAUCAUGCAUUGUGGGUCGCAUAUUAUUCGAUUCAGUUGAGAACACGUUACAUCGUACGCUACUUGGGGGUCUAACCUUUAUCACAGUGAAGGGCAUGCUGAAAAUCUAUUUAAAACAGAAGCAAUACGCGCGUCGCAAGAAACGCCGCAUUGUCGACUAUACGGAGGAGAAUAUACGAAACUUUAUGCAUCGCAACAACAAUAAUGCCGGAGCUGCUGGAAUCGGUGGUGCUCGUCAUAUCCUACAGCAGCAGCAACAACAGCAGCCGCAGCAGCCAGCAGUGGCGAUACCCCGCCUAGUGGCUGCUGCGGCAGCUAAUCGGGAUCGUGCUGCUCGGGAACGAGAGCAUGAACCCAACAGCGGUGACAGCGUUGUUUAAACGCGAAUGGACUCCCAAUUGAUUAAUCAAUUGAGAAUAUAUUGGAUACUUAUUGUUCAACUACUUCACUUUUGAUUUAACUUUUUGUUAACAACUUGAACACUCAAGGUACAGGAAAAAAAACUAUGUUAAAAAAAACGGGAGGUGUGCACAUGCGUGUAUGAGAGCCAAAUUCAUUGUUAAAUCUUGCGAGAUUAACCACUUCAGGAAUGUACGAAUAACUCAGCCGAAUAUUGGUUGGUCAAAUUUUAUGUUAACAAUAAAACCCAAAAGAAAUUAAA
Drosophila hydei is the source of this 1678-nucleotide messenger RNA. RefSeq names its product E3 ubiquitin-protein ligase MARCH5. The coding region runs from base 156 to 1397 and encodes 413 amino acids. The transcript has 4 exons. NCBI's taxonomy places the organism in Eukaryota, Metazoa, Arthropoda, Insecta, Diptera, Drosophilidae. The record is from RefSeq and is a predicted model, not a curated record. Gene Ontology annotation, molecular function: zinc ion binding.